Messenger RNA from Xenopus laevis (African clawed frog), 707 nucleotides. Its product is annotated as protein kinase C delta type-like. Bases 152 to 682 code for a protein of 176 amino acids. The transcript has 3 exons. The record is from RefSeq and is a predicted model, not a curated record. Lineage: Eukaryota; Metazoa; Chordata; Amphibia; Anura; Pipidae.
UGAAGCCAGAAAAUAUCUUGGUGGAUAACAACGGGCACAUCAAAAUCUGUGACUUCGGCCUCGCUGUUGAGGGAGUGUUCGGUGGAAAGAAGAUCAGCGGAUUGACAGGAACACCUGGAUACCGUGCACCGGAGGUCAGAAAUCUUUUCUAAUGUCAUUUAUACACAGAGGCAUUCAAAUCUUUGUGUCUUUUUCUUCUUUGGACAUCUUUGUAACUUUGAUAAUUUGUUCUCCUUUUUUUCUGAAGGUUUUGUCAUUGGAGAAGUACAAUGCUGGAGUGGACUGGUGGUCAUUCGGUGUCAUCAUGUACGAAAUGGCCACUGGCAGACAGCCAUUUGCCCCAUCACUGGUUUCUGCACAGGAGCUGUUUGAGAUAAGGGAGAAAAAGCUUGAAUACCCGCGUCACAUGAGCCAGGAAAUGCGGGACCUUCUGCCAAAGCUUCUGGAGAUGAACAAGACCAAACGUUUAGGAGCAAAUGGGAACAUCAGGGAGCACUCAUUCUAUGCCAGAGUCAACUGGAGCGAGCUGGAAAAUAGAAAAAUAAAGACACCUUUCCAGCCCAAAAUUCCACCAGCAGAUAAGUUACCAGUAAUUCAUCCAGGAUUCUGCGCUGAGACAUCUAAGAGAGCUAAAGUGGAAGGUUUCUCCGAUGUGGAUUCCAACUGGAAUUGGCAGAAGUAAAGUAUUUUCUGUGCUCAUGUGGAUU